AUGGACCGUCCCAUUGAUGAAAUCGUCAAGAACCUUCUCAAGUUUGUGGUCAGAGGGUUUUAUACUGGAACAUAUGUUCUAGUCGUGGAUGCAAUUCUCUUCCAUUCCGUUUUGUCGGAAGAGGAUUUGGCACAUCUGUUGGGGAUAAAAAGACCAGAGCUUCGUGGACUACUCACCACACUUCUGGAAGAUCGAAUGAUCGCAGUGCAUUCCCAACAGGAAUUCCACUUCAAUACCAGAAGCAUUAAGAGAUACUACUACUACAUUAAGUAUCCUCAGGCCAUCGAUGCCAUCAAGUGGAAAGUUCAUCAAAUCGUGUCCCGUUUGAAAGACGAUCUAGAUAAGAACUCCGCUCCCCAGGGAUAUAUGUGUCCUGUUUGCCACACAAAAUAUUCGCAACUUGAGGCGGUGUCAUUGCUGAAUUAUGAGAAAACACAGUUUUUAUGCAGUUUGUGCGAAGAAGCCUUGGUUGAAGACGAUUCUGGCAAAAAGUCCAAAGAGAAACAGAUGAAAUUGAAUAGGCUCAUGGACCAAGUACAACCAAUCAUCGAUUACCUGAAAAAAAUCGAUGAUUCAAGGAUUGAAGAGAAUACUUUCGAGACGUCUUUGGCGAGAUUGAUUCCUCCUCAAAACAACUCCGUGGCAUCCUACACUGUCAACCCUAGAUCCAAGAAAAGUAAGAUGUUCACUCCUGGUGACAAUACGAAUUCUGCUCUGGACAAUGCAAGCAGCAUGAGGGCUGGCGCGAAGUCUCAGGCCACCUUGCAUGUCAAUAUUACCACAGCUACCGACGAGCAGGUCCGCAGCGAGCGCCAAGAAAGAGAGAUGGAGGAAAAGAGAAAACAAAACGCUCUACCUGCAUGGCACGAGCAGAGUACCGUUGGAAAGGCCGCUCUGGGCAGACUCGAUAACGACGACGAUGCCCUACCUGCAGCUUCCCAGCAGGCUUCUGUCGACGAGACUCAGGAUCUACAACCCACAGAGGAAGCCGACGAUUCAUUCACAAACGUGGAACUCGUGGCACCAGCACAGCCGCUCACUCAAAAAGAGGUGGAGGAAAAAGAAGCCGAGAAAACCUUGGCGGAUUACUAUGCUCAAUUGGCUCGGAAACAAGCCAUGGAAGACGAAGAAGAUGAGGGCGAAGAAGGUGCCGACAAUGGCGACGAAGGAAUGGACUACGAUGUGGAGUUUGAAGACGUGAGUAGCGAAAACGAAAAUGACACUGAAAUUGGUACUGGUGUUAAUAACAAAUCUACUGUCAAGGAAGAUACAACUGCACCCUCAGAUGCAGACCAGGUCAACAACAGCAAUAACACACAGCAAGAUGGCGGUGAAGCCAAUAAGACUGAUACGACAAAAGUGGAAGAAAUUGAGGAUGAAGACAUGGACGCUGAGUUUGAAGACGUUUGA
Molecule: messenger RNA, 1410 nt
Organism: Lachancea sp. 'fantastica'
Lineage: Eukaryota; Fungi; Ascomycota; Saccharomycetes; Saccharomycetales; Saccharomycetaceae
Source: the annotation of a GenBank genome assembly